This is a messenger RNA of Drosophila virilis, 2010 nucleotides long. Lineage: Eukaryota; Metazoa; Arthropoda; Insecta; Diptera; Drosophilidae. The record is from RefSeq and is a predicted model, not a curated record.
AUUGCACAGUCGUCGCGCAAAGUUCGCCAACAGAGCUGUCGGCAGCUUCGGAAUAGUCUUCGCCCGUUCAAGCGCGCUUUUGUGUUGCUAAAUUAAAAACAAAAAAAAAAGACGAAACAAGUGGUUAGAAACAGAAAUCAAAUAAAAGGAAACACAGCUGUUUUAAAGUGACUAACAACAAAAAAGAGUUCAUUAAAUAGAGUUGCUUACGUUUUAACCAUGACGUCAGGCAUACGACCCAUUGAUGUGCUGCUGCAACGCGCCGGUAUGCGCGGCCAUCAGCGCGCCCCAUCCGAUUCGAAGGAGUUCCAUGAGGUAACCAAGCGCGAUGCACUGCGUCUGCUGGAAAACGACGUGGAUCGUCUGCUGCAGACCACGGAACCGGCUCGUCGACCAGCACUCCAAGCUGAAAUGGGUCGAUUUGCGGAUCUGUUUGGUCGCUUCCUGCAAGAGGAGGGACCAGCGCUGGAUUGGAAUAAAAUCCAAAAGCUGCCCGAAAAUGCGGUCAUGAACUACUCCAAUCUCAAGUCGCCCAAAAACGAGCAGAAUGAGAUUCGCAAUAUGUUGGACAAACUGGUGGUCAUUAAGCUGAAUGGUGGUCUGGGCACCUCGAUGGGUUGCCAUGGACCCAAGAGUGUUAUACCUGUGCGUUCCGAUUUGACAUUCUUGGAUCUGACGGUGCAGCAAAUCGAGCAUCUGAAUAAGACAUACGAUGCCAAUGUGCCGCUGGUGCUGAUGAACUCCUUCAAUACGGAUGAGGACACGGAAAAGAUUGUGCGCAAGUACAAGGGCUUCCGCGUGCAGAUACACACCUUCAACCAGAGCUGCUUUCCACGCAUCAGUCGCGAGCAUUUCCUGCCGGUUGCCAAGGAUUUCGAUGUGGAAAAGGACAUGGAGGCCUGGUAUCCACCUGGUCACGGUGACUUCUACGAUACCUUCCGUAACUCGGGUCUGCUGAAGAAGUUCAUUGGCGAGGGCCGGGAAUACUGUUUCCUGUCCAACAUUGACAAUCUAGGCGCCACCGUCGAUCUGAACAUACUCAACAAGCUGGUGGGCGAGGAGCGCGCCAGCACGCCAUUCGAGUUCGUCAUGGAGGUCACCGACAAGACCCGUGCUGAUGUCAAGGGUGGCACGCUCAUACAAAUGGAGAACAAGUUGCGCCUGCUGGAAAUCGCCCAGGUGCCUCCAGAGCAUGUGGAUGACUUUAAGUCUGUCAAGACCUUCAAGUUUUUCAAUACCAACAACAUUUGGGCCAAUCUGUCGGCUAUCGACCGUGUGCUGCGUGAACGCACGCUCAACAUGGAGAUUAUUGUAAACAACAAGACACUGGAGAAUGGUCUACGCGUCAUUCAGCUGGAGACGGCGGUGGGUGCGGCCAUGAAGUGUUUCGAUGGCGCCAUCGGCAUCAAUGUGCCCCGUUCGCGUUUCUUGCCCGUGAAGAAAUCGUCUGAUCUGUUGCUUGUCAUGUCGAAUUUGUAUACGCUUAAGAAUGGCAGCCUGGUGAUGUCGCCGCAGCGCAUGUUCCCCACCACGCCGCUUGUGAAACUGGGCGAGAAUCAUUUCUCCAAGGUCAAGGAGUUCUUGGGUCGCUUCGCCAAUAUACCCGAUAUUAUUGAACUGGAUCAUUUGACGGUCAGCGGCGAUGUGACCUUUGGUCGCGGCGUCUCCUUGCGCGGCACUGUGAUUAUUAUUGCCAAUCAUGGUGAUCGUAUCGAUAUACCCGCUGGCGCCAUACUGGAGAACAAAAUUGUGUCUGGCAAUAUGCGCAUCUUGGAUCAUUAAUGUAUAAAUAAUUCAUAUGUGAUAUGCCAGAAUCUGUCGUUAUCUCUGUAGCGUAAUUAACUAAGUUUAUGUAGUAGCCAUGUUCAAAGUUCCAAAUUACGAGUUUCAUUUAGCCAAUUGUUGUAAGCACAAAGUGUAAUCUAGUGAAGCCGCAUCAUAUAUAAUUGUACAUAGUUAAGUUUGAAGAACAAGAAAUUUACAUAAUUGGCAAUGUGCUUUCAAAAUUAA